AGAAGGAGUACUCUUUGCUGCCUUUUUGCGGUAUUGCAUUCAGCGACGCACGCCUCACGGUGUCUCCCGUUUUCUCUCUGCGUUUCGUGGUAGGAAUUUAAGGAAAGAAAGAAAAAUAGAAAGGCUGCUCUGCGCUAAUUGUGCGUUGCAAUUACUAACCUAACAUCUUUAACAAAAGGAAAAAUACCUGCCUCGCGAUUCGGAAAAGUCAAAGUAUCAGCAAGCAUCGUCAUUAUCACCAUGUCCAAGACUCUCUUCACUCUCUACGAGGCCCCCACCGGGUACGCCAUCUUCAAGGUGCGCACCACCGAGGAGAUCGGCGCCGGCGACGUCGCGCUGCAGAAGGAGCUGCAGAACUUCAGCACCUUCUCGCCGUGGGUGAAGCUCGUGUCCUUUGCGCCCUUUGAGUCGCCUGAAAACGCGCUAGAGGACGCCGUGUGCAUCUCCGAGAACGUCAUCUCGACCUUCCUGAACAACUUCCUCACCGCCGCUUUUGCGAAGAAGCUCGGCAAGGAGGAGGCGAAUUGGGAGUUGGGUGUGCAGGACCCGAAGCUCGGCAGCGCCAUCCACGAUGAGCUGAACAUCCCCGUCGUGUGCAACGAGAGCGUGGGGGAGAUCUCCCGCUGCAUCCGCCUGCACGCCGAGAAGCUGCUGCCGGAGCACAGCGAGGGCGACAUCCCACGUGCGCAGUGCGGUCUGGGCCACGCCUUCUCGCGCAACAAGGUGAAGUUCAACGUGCACCGCAGCGACAACAUGAUCAUCCAGGCCUCGGCCCUGAUGGAGCACAUGGACAAGGGCGUGAACUUGCUCGGCAUGCGUGUGAAGGAGUGGUACGGGUGGCACUUCCCCGAGCUGGCGAAGGAGGUGCCGGAGCCGCUCAAGUACGCGAACGUGGUGCUGCUGCUCGGCAACCGCAGCUCGCUGGAGGGCGCUGAUGAAGACGAGAUCAAAUCGAAGCUGAGCGACAUCCUCGAGGGUGACGAGGCCGUCGCCGCGCGUGUGUACGAGAAGGCGGUCACGUCGAUGGGCGGGGACAUGGCGGAGGUGGACUGGGACUGCAUCCGCACCUUCGCGACGCGCGUCGCCUCGCUCGGCCAGUACCGUGUGUCGCUGGCGCAGUACCUGGUGGACAAGAUGAUGCUCGUGGCGCCAAACCUGACUCAGCUGAUGGGGCAGACGAUCGGCGCGAAGCUGAUAUCCAAGGCGGGCUCGCUGACGAACCUCGCCAAGGCCCCCGCUAGCACGAUCCAGAUCCUCGGCGCGGAGAAGGCGCUCUUCCGGGCCCUCAAGAAGAAGAAGGGCAACACACCCAAGUACGGCCUCAUCUUUCACUCGACCUUCAUUCAGCGGGCCGCGAAGGAGCACCGCGGCAAGAUCUCGCGCUACCUCGCCAACAAGGCUGCGCUGGCCUGCCGCAUCGACUGCUUCAUGGACGCGCCGCCGACCGUCUUUGGCGAGAAGCUGCGUGAGCAGGUCGAGGCCCGGCUGAACUUCUUCGACACGGGCAACAAGCCCCCGAGCAACAAGGCAGCGAUGGCCGAGGCGCUGGAGCAAUACCAGCGCAUUCUGAAGAAGCGCGAUCGCAAGCGUGGUGCGGAGGACGACGCGGAGGAAGCCGCGGAGGUCGUCGAGGCCCCGAAGGCGAAGAAGAGCCGCAAGGAGGUGGUCGCCUCCGAUUCGGACUAA
Messenger RNA from Leptomonas pyrrhocoris, 1686 nucleotides. Its product is annotated as putative nucleolar protein. The transcript has a single exon. Gene Ontology annotation, molecular function: snoRNA binding. The record is from RefSeq and is a predicted model, not a curated record. The coding region runs from base 241 to 1686 and encodes 481 amino acids. Gene Ontology annotation, cellular component: small-subunit processome; box C/D methylation guide snoRNP complex. NCBI's taxonomy places the organism in Eukaryota, Euglenozoa, Kinetoplastea, Trypanosomatida, Trypanosomatidae.